UCUCGUAAAUCGCUGUCACUUUCCGAAGGAUCCACCGAGCUCGAAAAGCUCAAAAACAAUGGCGUCUCUGUCGUGUCUCUCGAUUUGCGGACUUUCAUCCUCCGCCUCUCCCUACACCAAGCCUCGGCUACUUUCUUCUUCGUCUCCGUCGCCGCGCCCUACUCUAGCCUAUCCCUUACAAAACCCUAACAAGCUAUGUAGGAAGGUAAUUUGCAAAGCGGAGUUUUCACAGGACGCACCACUAGUAACCGCCAUUGGUGCUUGUAUCCUCAGUUCAUUUGUUUUUCCAGUGGCGAAACGAGUCAACGAUGAGGAGGAAGAAGAAGAAGAGAACUCAGCGAUUGUUUCAACUGAUUUGAGAUUGGCCGCCAUGGGAAUCAUCAGCUUCAUCCCUUACUUCAAUUGGCUGAGUUGGGUCUUUGCUUGGCUUGACACUGGGAAAUUUCGUUAUGCUGUAUAUGCUCUUGUUUAUCUUCUUCCUUAUUUCAGUUCGAAUCUGUCAAUUUCUCCAGAAGAUAGCUGGUUACCAAUUACAAGCAUUGUCUUGGGCAUUAUUCAUGUUCAGCUUGAAGCAAGCAUUGCAAAUGGUGAUAUUGAGACACUUCGAUUCUUCAGAAACACAUCUGAAGACUUUUCAUCUAAGAAAAGAAUCCAUUUUGACAAACAUUCCAAGGGUAAAAACAGUGACGAUGAAAAUUAAGAAAAGCCCCCCAAAAAGACACACAGAAGAAAAUAAAUGAAUAUUUGUAACAGACCUUUAGCUAUUAGCUUUGUUAAUUUAGUUUUCCUCUGUAUCCGAAUUUUUACAAGGUUAAUUUUGAUAUAGCUGAAAACAACUUCA
Camelina sativa (false flax) is the source of this 841-nucleotide messenger RNA. RefSeq lists its product as uncharacterized. The record is from RefSeq and is a predicted model, not a curated record. NCBI's taxonomy places the organism in Eukaryota, Viridiplantae, Streptophyta, Magnoliopsida, Brassicales, Brassicaceae.